This is a messenger RNA of Aspergillus welwitschiae, 1274 nucleotides long. RefSeq names its product alpha/beta fold hydrolase. Bases 127 to 987 code for a protein of 286 amino acids. Gene Ontology annotation, molecular function: hydrolase activity. Lineage: Eukaryota; Fungi; Ascomycota; Eurotiomycetes; Eurotiales; Aspergillaceae. The transcript has a single exon. The record is from RefSeq and is a predicted model, not a curated record.
UCAUUAACAACAAAUGAUUUUCAGCACAGUUCAGUGUAUAUGUGUGUACAGGUGACAUAUAUGAGCCGAUAAUUGCCCGCUGUUCGAAAAUCUACCUCCCCACUCAGACCAGCGGACGACUACAACAUGACGGCAAAGUGGCAAGUCACCCGUCUCCUUCACGGCGUCCGAGCUAUCGUCGGCGGCCAAGGUCCUCCUGUGGUACUCAUUCCCGGCUGGCCACAGACAGCAGAAGCAUGGAGUGACAUGUUCGAGCCCCUUUCAAAAAGUUACCAAUUCUUCGCACUCGAUCCCCCUGGCUUGGGUGAAUCGCUUCCUCCCGCCAAUGGUUAUGAUACUGCGAACGUCAGCAAGAUCAUGGCCGAAGCCAUUCAUGAUGCUUUGAAGGGACAACCGUAUCAUCUAAUUGGCCAUGAUGUGGGGGGAUGGAUCGCGUAUCCCUGGGCCGCUCAAUUUCAGUCCAGAAUUAAGUCGCUCAGUAUCCUGGACGCUUCAGUGCCGGGUUUCUUGCCACAAUUUCAGUUCCCAUUGUCUCAGCAGACCAACUUGCGUCUCUGGCAAUUCUCUUUCAACGCGCUUCCCGAGUUACCUGAAAUCCUGACGAGCGGCCGUGAGCGGGAGCUCUUGACCUGGUUCUUCAAUUUGAAGACAGUUCAUCCCGAUGGUAUGCACAAAGAUCAUUUUGAACGCUAUAUCCAAGCCUAUUCGCGACCAGGAGCAAUGAGUCGGGGCUUCGAGUACUAUCGAGCUUUUGAGACGAGUUCGAAGCAGAACCUGGAAUUCGCAAAGACACCACUUGACAUUCCUGUCUUGGCUUUGGGCGGAGAGAGCUCUGUUGGUGCGGGUAUGAUCGAUUUGGUCCGGAAGUUCGCAACCAAUGUCUCAGGAGGCGCUAUUUAUGAUUGUGGUCACUUUCUUCCCGAAGAGCAACCAUCUGCUGUUGCACAAAGUCUGCUGGAAUUUUUGGACGCAAAUCAAAAGAAGUAAUGUUUUUUUUUUAGCGUACCUUUCACAUAUGGUGGUCCUUGUGGGAUUGGGGUUGGGGAGCGUCUUUCUCUCUUACUGUAUACACAGAACCGUUCUAGAUAUAUGACAAUGGCGACAAGUGUGCUAGGGUAGGGGUACGAGGAGCGGAUUGAUAAAAGUUGUAACACGUGCUAGAGAGCACUCACAAACGCAUCACUUUUUUCAUGCAGCGUACAUUUUAUCGUUUGUUGACCCGUAGUUUCAGUUCUGACAUUGAGUCUAUAAUGGAAAUUCAGCAUACAUUAACC